This is a messenger RNA of Aspergillus puulaauensis, 2142 nucleotides long. RefSeq lists its product as uncharacterized. The record is from RefSeq and is a predicted model, not a curated record. The transcript has 6 exons. NCBI's taxonomy places the organism in Eukaryota, Fungi, Ascomycota, Eurotiomycetes, Eurotiales, Aspergillaceae. The coding region runs from base 1 to 2142 and encodes 713 amino acids.
AUGAGCUACGGCGGCUGGAGCGUCGGAGACAUCAUCCAGGGCAUCAGGCUGGCAUGGUCCAUCUACGAGGCCGUCGGGGUGGGAAUGAGAUCGGCCAAGGGAGAAUUCGCCGCAUUCCGAGUUGAAUUCAAUCUCAUCAAGUGUGCCCUAGAAAGGCUGGAAGAGGUCGCCGCCAACUGUCCCGGAGAGGAUCUCGACCUGGGGAAGGGCUAUGAGCUAACACUUUCACGAUGCGCUGACUUUAUCAAGAAACAUGAAUCGCUCAGUAAAGAGGCUCAAUCACUGCCCAUCGAGGAAACCAGGAGACGGCCGAGUUUCGGGGAGAGGAUGGUCGGUCUAUGGGACAAGGUCUCUUGGCCGUUGGAGCGUGAAGAGGCCGAGAAGCUGCGAGUCAGCUUGGAUCGAUAUGUCCAGAUUGCUAUCCUCAAGGUCACUUCCAGUACCAGAGACGUGACGAGGCAGUUGGCGAGAGAUUCGGAGCAGGCCAGAGUUGACCACCUGGAGAUACUCAGGGCAGUCAAAACUAUGAGUGUCCAAGUCUCCUCGAUCCUUAAACGAUGUCUGCCUGACGGUGCUCCCAAUGAUCCAACCCCCGAUGCGAAAUAUCUCGCCAGACUGCAACGCCGUCAUCUAUCCUCGCUGCUCGACCCUCUCCCAGGCCUCAACGCCAUCCCGGAAGACGAUGUCCUCUCACAGUCCGACAGCCAGGCCGCGCUACAAAGGAUCCAGGAUAUAACAGACAGACUCGGGCAUUUGGCCUUGCGCCUGGAUACCAUCGGGAGACAAAUGACACCAUCCCCAGAACGCAUCCAGCCGGUCAAACGCACGAAUACAAACGACAGCAUUGGUAGCGACACGACUAUUGUUGCCCCGUUUGUCGACUUACUGAACCAAAUCGGCGACGAGGUAAGAGAGGCCCUCGACAAAGUUGGGUAUGAGCACGUCGUCAUCCCCAGCCAGCAAACUGGACUCCACGGCACUGGAAAGUCAUCAAAGGUGCUGAACAACGCAGUAGAUGACUGGGACCAGUUUAAGGACUGGCUGCAGUUUCAGCUCGUUCAUUCUUUAGAAAUGCCCUCACGUCUAGACCUACACCCUGCUUCUCCUGAACUACAUCCACUUCCAAAGACACCCCCGUACGGCUCAUCGCCUCCUGCAAGCUCAUAUUUGACACCCUCACCACGAUGGAUACCUCAGGACCAUCUAACAACCUUGUCUCGCCCUCCGUCAAUUGACCUAAACUACCCUCAGUCCCCGUCAUCCGUUGAUUCAUCCUCAUGGGACCGAAAAUCCAGCUUACAAUCUCUGCCACUCACUCAUCGCCCUGUCACAGUACUAUUCCCAGACAGCCAAAACCCCAAGAGCUCCCUCCAUCGCCCAGUUACAUGCCAGCUAGCUGUCUACCUCCACCCCAGAACCAACGAGCCAGACUUGAUAGAAGGCACAGACCCCGAGACAGGAAUAAAACUCACGCACUCACUCAAACGAGAACGCUCAUCCAGAAACACCGAGACGUCCAUGACCCCAUACAUUCGGCACAGCCGGCACUCCUCCCCGCUCAGCAUUACAUUCAUGGGCUCGCACCGGCUGAAGCUCGAGCAGGAGAGCAAAGUCCAUCGAUGGCACAUCUCGCCUGUUUAUAUCUGCCAGGAUAAGCAAGACUUCGAUAUGUUCCAGAGUACCCUGCUCCGCCGAAGCGUGUUAUUCUGUGGCGAUGUGUCUUGUAUCCAGACAAGUAGCAUGCUGGAACACUGCUCGCAGGAAACAGUCCGCGUCUUACAGGAUCCUAUCACCGGCUCGAUAUCAAUCCUGUACUUUGCAUCCAACCGAGGGUCACAGACUACCCUCAAGGGGUUUCUUGAUUUACCAGUAACGGAUUUCUCACUCCCCCAGAAAGCUGGCAAACCCCGUCUCAAACUCCCCCUCCAGCGCGCUCAGAAAGACGGAAUUGGCGGUACCAUUCUGCGUCGAAACUCGGUGGAAAGCUCAGUGACGACCCUGUCACAAGAGUCUCGCACGUCCCGUGGCUCGGCGGUCUCGUCGUGCUCCGAUACGUGGAAGAAGGAGAAGUGGGUGCAGUUUUGUUUUGAGACUGAUCGAGGGGCAGAGGCAUUUCUCAGGGCGUUGCAGAGUCAGCCUUGA